GCCGCGGCGAGGGGACGGCGCUGCGCGGAGCCCAGCGCCUCGGCGGCGGGGGCUCAGCGGCGGCGCCCCAAGAUGCCGCCUACCCUGUUCCAGAAGCUCUUCAACAAGAAGCACGGACUGAUCUCUCCGGCCAGGGACGCCCGGGACGAUUGCGUCUUCAGCUGGCCUUUGCCGGAAUUUGACCCAAGUCAGAUCCGACUGAUUGUGUAUCAGGACUGCGAAAGAAGAGGACGGAAUGUCUUAUUUGACUCCAGUGCUAAAAGAAAAAUAGAGGAUGUUUCGGUGUCGAAACUCUGCAGUGAUGCUCAGGUGAGAGUUUUUGGGAAAUGUUGCCAACUGAAGCCCGGAGGAGACAGCUCUUCUUCGUUGGAUAGUUCAAUCAAUUCAUCCUCCUCAUUCUCUGAUCCAAAAGAACAAUGCCCAAAAUACCAGGGUUCUCGGUGCUCCUCAGAUGCUAACAUGCUUGGAGAGAUGAUGUUUGGCUCUGUGGCGAUGAGCUACAAGGGCUCCACAUUGAAAAUUCACCAGAUCCGCUCACCUCCUCAGCUCAUGCUCAGCAAGGUUUUCACAGCUCGCACUGGAAGUAGCAUCUACGGAAGCCUGAAUACGUUGCAGGACAGUCUUGAGUUCAUUAAUCAAGACAGCAAUACAUUAAAGCCUGACCACAGUACAAUUAUGAAUGGACUUCUUGGGAAUAUAGGUCUUUCACAGCUUUGCAGCCCUAGGCGGGCAUUCUCAGAGCAAGGUCCGCUCCGCCUGAUCCGGAGCGCCUCUUUCUUUGCAGUUCAUAGCAACCCUAUGGAUAUGCCUGGGAGGGAGCAGAAUGAGGACAGAGACAGCGGUAUAGCAAGAUCUGCAUCUCUUAGCAGUCUGCUCAUCACUCCGUUUCCAUCUCCGGGCUCUUCAUUUAACAAAAGCUGUGCUAGCAGUUACCAGCGGCGUUGGCGUCGCAGUCAGACUACCAGCUUGGAGAAUGGGGUCUUCCCUCGAUGGUCCAUGGAUGAAAGCUUUAACUUGUCAGAUGACAGCUCUGGUCCUAGCCCAGGAAUUGUUAGGAAGAAAAAGAUAGCAAUUGGAGUUAUUUUUUCACUCUCGAGAGAUGAAGAUGAAAACAACAAAUUUAAUGAGUUCUUCUUCUCACACUUUCCUCUUUUUGAGAGUCACAUGAACAAACUGAAGAGUGCAAUAGAACAGGCUAUGAAAAUGAGUCGUAGAUCAGCUGAUGCCAGUCAGCGGAGUUUGGCAUAUAACAGAAUUGUUGAUGCCCUUAAUGAAUUCAGAACGACUAUUUGCAAUCUCUACACGAUGCCACGGAUUGGGGAGCCUGUCUGGCUUACUAUGAUGUCAGGGACACCAGAAAAGAACCAGCUUUGCCAUCGCUUCAUGAAGGAAUUCACAUUCUUGAUGGAAAAUGCUUCUAAAAACCAGUUUUUACCAGCUUUACUGACUGCAGUCCUGACUAACCACUUGGCCUGGGUCCCUACCGUCAUGCCGAAUGGCCAGCCGCCUAUACGAAUCUUCCUAGAAAAGCAUUCUUCCCAGAGCGUGGACAUGCUGGCCAAAACUCAUCCAUACAACCCGCUGUGGGCACAGCUCGGUGACCUCUAUGGGGCUAUUGGAUCGCCUGUGAGAUUAGCAAAAACAGUUGUGGUUGGCAAAAGGCAUGACCUGGUACAGAGAUUGCUUUAUUUCCUUACUUACUUCAUCAGAUGCUCUGAACUUCAAGAGACGCAUCUUUUAGAAAAUGGGGAAGAUGAAGCCAUUGUCAUGCCUGGAACUGUUAUAACUACCACGCUGGAGAAAGGAGAAGUAGAAGAAUCUGAGUAUGUGCUUGUCACAAUGCACAAGAACAGGGGCAACUUGCUGCCGACGGAAUCUGAAGAAAUGAGAACCCCUAGCUGUAACUGUAAAUAUUGCAAAUGUCCGAUUUCCCUUGCACAAAACAUAGAAGGUGUUUCACAGCAAGAGAGAGAAGAUGCACAAAACACUCCUAAGGUAGAGCUGGAAUCCUCUUCAGAUGAGAACAGAACUAUUGUUCCUGAUGAUUGCCAGGAAGAUGUUGUUGAUGCUAAGCAACCGAGACCCUGCCUGGACACAAAACUAGAGACCGUGGUGUGCACAGGGUCAGCCUCACCAGAAAAACGUGUAGUGACGGAAUCUGGUUUGGAGCCAACAGGAAACAUGUGGAGGAGUGAAGAGUCACUGGAAUCGGGCAACCAGGCGGUCAGUGUAACAAGGUCACCCGGUAUAGCUGUGGAAAAGAAGCCGCCAGAUAAGCUCUUCUGCGAUGCGUUUCCUUGCAGUGCUGCCGAAGCUCAGACAAAGGUGACUUUCCUCAUCGGAGAUUCCAUGUCACCCGAUUCAGACAUCGAACUCAGAAGUCAGGCAGUAGUGGAACAAAUUGCUAGGCAUCACAGCCCACCAGCAACGGAGGAAGGAGUGUCUGCUGAUCAGAACUGUGAAGCUAAACAAACUGUUGAGGACCAAAAUAGAGACUGUGGGACAGCUGAACCCUUUCCUCAAGUUGCUAGUGAGCAUCAGAGCUGGAAUCCAAAUCCAUACAAUGCUGAGAGCAUGAGUCUGUUUGAUGAAUAUUUUACUGAUGACAGUUCAAUUGAAACCCGGACUAUUGAUGAUAUUCCAGGGCAAGCAGCUACAGACCUUCUUGCUCACAACAGUAGUUUAGAGUUUUCUAAAAAGCUGUGUACAAAGACUAGCAAACCACCUAGCGAGUUUUGUAAAUUUAUGGACUCUGUUCGACAAGAGACCUACAAAAACUGCUUUAAUGAGCAGGACCAAAGAGAGAAAAUCUCUAUUCGCAUCCCCCAUGGGGACAGAGAAAAUGUAGAGAAAAAAGUCGCCCCGGGAAUUGAUUGGGACAUUCCAAGAAAUGAGAGUUCAGAUAGUGCCCUGGGUGACAGCGAAAGUGAGGAUACAGGUCAUGAUCUAACUAGACCAAGCAGUAACUAUUAUGGAGCAGAGCAAGAAGAUUGGGCAGAAGAAUAUGAGAUUCCUUUUCCUGGGUCAAAAUUAGUUGAAGUGAACUCUGUCCAGCCCAGUAUUGCCAAUUUUGGAAGAUCCUUACUAGGUGGCUACUGUUCGUCUUAUGUCCCUGACUUUGUUUUGCAAGGAAUAGGAAGUGAUGAAAAGCUGAGGCACUGUUUGGUGUCAGAUUUGUCUCAUGCUGUGCAGCAUCCUGUUCUGGAUGAACCGAUUGCAGAAGCCGUCUGCAUUAUUGCAGACACGGACAAAUGGACGGUGCAAGUGGCCAGCAGCCAGAGACGAAUGAUUGAUAAUAAGCUGGGAAAAGAAGUGUUAGUCUCGAGUCUCGUCUCCAACCUGCUUCAUUCCACCCUUCAGCUUUACAAGCAUAAUUUAUCUCCAAACUUUUGUGUUAUGCACCUGGAAGAUCGGCUGCAGGAGCUCUACUUCAAAAGCAAGAUGCUGUCCGAGUAUCUCAAGGGCCAGAUGAGAGUUCACGUCAAGGAGCUGGGCGUGGUGCUGGGGAUUGAAUCCAGCGACCUCCCUUUACUGGCAGCUGUAGCAAGCACUCACUCUCCGUACGUUGCCCAGAUACUACUUUAAAAUGCCAGAGGCCGUAGACGUUGACUUUUUUUCCCCUCUGGAAACAAAGUGGAAGACAACUUGUUCUGGCUUCUUUCUCUUUGAAGCAACUAAAACAAACUGCUCGUUGAGCUGCAGCACCUCCAUAUAUGACUGCACGUUAUGCAAACAGUUGGAGACUUUUCCUCUCCCCCUUGGUCAUUUAUUAAAAAGGGUAAAGAAAGGAAAAAAGAAAAAUGAGUAAGCCCGGUAUUUCAGCCACAGAAAAGCAAAGAUUUUAGCAAAAGCUGAAGAUCUGAAUUUUUUAUCAGUUUCUGCCACAGUGGCUAACUGUAAUUUAUACUGCAGAACGUGAGGAAGAACUGCUUUGAGAAAUACACGAUGCUAUCGCCAAUUAUAAACUUAACAAGAGAAUGCAGCAGCUGUCUUCAGACUGGCUUCUACUGAUUAGGAUCUCAUUAAGAUCUGUAAUUCUCAAGCUGCAAUGAUUUGUAAACAACUUCUACUUUUUCAUGUCAUAGUCAGAUUCUGGAUACUUCCCAGAGGAAGA
Molecule: messenger RNA, 4114 nt
Organism: Haliaeetus leucocephalus (bald eagle)
Lineage: Eukaryota; Metazoa; Chordata; Aves; Accipitriformes; Accipitridae
Gene: FNIP1
Product: folliculin interacting protein 1
Exons: 18
Coding region: 73-3585 (1170 amino acids)
Cellular component (GO): cytoplasm
Molecular function (GO): ATPase inhibitor activity; protein-folding chaperone binding
Source: RefSeq, a predicted model, not a curated record